Alnus glutinosa is the source of this 1139-nucleotide messenger RNA. Its product is annotated as probable glutathione S-transferase parC. Gene Ontology annotation, biological process: glutathione metabolic process. The transcript is spliced from 2 exons. NCBI's taxonomy places the organism in Eukaryota, Viridiplantae, Streptophyta, Magnoliopsida, Fagales, Betulaceae. Gene Ontology annotation, cellular component: cytoplasm. Gene Ontology annotation, molecular function: glutathione transferase activity. Bases 222 to 881 code for a protein of 219 amino acids. The record is from RefSeq and is a predicted model, not a curated record.
GAACGGCUUAGAAAGAUGUACAGACCAUAAAAAAUCCUCCACUGGGAAAGAAAAUGCAUAGAAAACGACACAAGUAAGGAAAAGCCCAAGACAACCCGCCUUCAUUGCAAACCUUUCAUACAAGUAAAAGCCCAACAAAACCCUUUCUUUUUGGCUGCUCCAUCCCACUUCUCUUUGCUUCCCAAGUUGCUUCAAUCUUUUUGAGGUGUGUGAGGGUGACAAUGGCGGACGAGGUGGUUCUGCUUGAUUUCUGGCCCAGCAUGUUUGGGAUGAGGGUCAGGGUCGCGCUGGCUGAGAAGGGGAUCAAGUACGAGUCUAAGGAGGACGAUUUGUGGAACAAGAGCGAUCUGCUUCUCAAGAUGAACCCGGUUCACAAGAAGAUCCCGGUUCUCAUCCACAAUGGGAAGCCGGUCUGUGAGUCCCUCAUCAUCGUUCAGUACAUAGACGAAGUCUGGAACGACAAGUCUCCGUUGCUUCCCUCCGAUCCUUACCACAGAGCUCACGCCAAGUUCUGGGCUGAUUUUGUUGAUCAGAAGGUGUAUGGUCCUGCAAGGAAGUUAUGGGCCAUCAAUGGAGAAGAGCAGGAGGCAGCAAAGAAGGAUUUUUUGGAAAUAUAUAAGACAUUGGAGAGAGAGCUUGGUGACAAGCCUUACUUUGGGGGUGAAAAAUUUGGGCUUGUCGACAUUGCCCUCAUCACCUUCUACAGCUGGUUCUAUGUGUAUGAGACUUUUGGCAAAUUCAACAUGGAGACAGAGUGCCCCAAGAUUAUUGCAUGGGCUAAGAGGUGCAUGCAAAAGGAGAGUGUUGCCAAGUCUCUUCCUGACCAGAAGAAGAUUUAUGAGUCUGUCUUGGAUUUGAGGAAGAUAAGGGGUUUGGAAUAGAGUAAGGUUUAUGGUCCUCAUGUUUAUCCUUUAGGAUUGUUUGGUCUGUGUCCUGAGCGUUUUGUCAGAAGAGCAUGUAUUGUGUAUCUGCUAAAUGUUAGAUGAAAUGGUGCCUUUCUAUUAUAGGAAUAAGAAAGACACUUUGUUGUGUCUGCUAAAUGUUUGAUGAAAUUGUUCCUUUCUAUUAAAGGAAUAAGAAAGAAACUUGGUUGUCUGCUAAAUUUUAGAUGAAAAUGAAGUUGUGCCUUUCUACGAGAA